Messenger RNA from Arvicola amphibius (Eurasian water vole), 1677 nucleotides. It is a transcript of the gene Prss56, whose product is annotated as serine protease 56. The transcript has 13 exons. Gene Ontology annotation, biological process: proteolysis. The record is from RefSeq and is a predicted model, not a curated record. NCBI's taxonomy places the organism in Eukaryota, Metazoa, Chordata, Mammalia, Rodentia, Cricetidae. The coding region runs from base 1 to 1677 and encodes 558 amino acids. Gene Ontology annotation, molecular function: serine-type endopeptidase activity.
AUGCGCCUGUCCCCCGGCACCCUGCAAGUUUUGUCCGCCCAGGGAACUCAGGCAUUGCAGGCUGCCCAAAGGAGCGCCCAGUGGGCCGUAAAGCGUGUGUUGAUGGAGAUCCAGCACAGACUGCAUGAAUGCCAAGGACUUGGGCGCCCCAGACUUCAAGCCUCCCUCCGCCAGGACCCACCCGAGCUAGGACCUUGCGGCGAAAGGCGCCAGGGCGUGGCCAACGUGACCCGGGCUCAUGGCCGUAUAGUCGGGGGCAACACGGCUCCAUUCGGGGCUUGGCCUUGGCUAGUGAGGCUACAAUUUAGGGGACAGCCACUGUGUGGCGGCGUCCUGGUGGCUGCGUCCUGGGUGCUCACGGCUGCACACUGCUUCGCCGGUGCUUCGAAUGAGCUGCUUUGGACUGUGACGCUAGCUGAGGGCCCCCAGGGGGAGCAAGCGGAGGAAGUGCAGGUGAACCGCAUCUUGCCCCACCCUAAGUUUGACCCGCAGACCUUUCACAAUGACCUGGCUUUGGUACAACUGUGGACGCCGGUGAGCCCAGAGGGGCCAGCGCGCCCCAUAUGUCUACCCCAGGAGUCUAGGGAACCACCUGCCGGCACCUCAUGCGCCAUCGCAGGCUGGGGAGCCCUCUUCGAAGACGGACCCGAGUCUGAGGCGGUGAGGGAGGCCCGUGUUCCCCUGCUCAGUGCAGACACUUGUCAAAAGACCCUGGGACCUGGGUUGCGCCCUAGCACCAUGCUCUGCGCUGGUUACCUGGCGGGGGGCAUCGACUCAUGCCAGGGUGACUCCGGAGGCCCUUUAACCUGUUCCGAACCCGGCCCGCACCCCAGAGAGGUCCUCUUUGGAGUCACCUCUUGGGGGGAUGGCUGUGGGGAGCCUGGGAAGCCUGGGGUCUACACCCGUGUGGCCGUGUUCAAAGACUGGCUGCAGGAGCAGAUGAGUGCGGCCCCCUUCACUCGCGAGCCUAGCUGCCGAGAACUUCUAACUUGGGACCCCCCGGAGGAGGAGCCAGCCCCGGACGUAGCAGGGCUCUGUGCCUUCUACUCGCGCCUGUGCCCGGGGUCCGAGCGCUCCUGUGCGCGCCUAGCUCUCCAGCAGUGUCUGCAACGCCGACGGCGGUGCGAGCUGCGGUCGCUGGCUAACACACUGCUCGGCCUGCUGCAGGGCGCGCAAGAGUUGCUCGGUCCCCGGCCGGGGCUGCGACGUGGAGUUCCCGCGCCUGCUCGCUCCACUCCUUCGCUCCGGGACUCUCCCGGCCACAAUGUUCGUGAACAGCGGUUACACUCAGGAUCGCGAGUCGCAGGAACAUGGUUCCAGAAGCCAAAGCCAGAGAGGCGCGCGGAAACAAAGGGCUGCCCUGGGCUAGAGUCUCUGCAACAGAAGUUGGCGGCCAUUCAGCGAGCACAUGCCUGGAUCCUACAGAUCCCGGCUGAGCACUUGGCCAUGAACUUUAACGAGGUGCUGGCCGAUCUUGGCUCCAAGACACUGACAGGGCUCUUCAGAGCUUGGGUGAGGGCCGGCUUGGGGGACCAGCAUGUGGUCUUCAGUGGGCUAGUGGGCUUGGAGCCUUCUACACUGGCUCACAGUCUCCCCCGGCUGCUAGUGCAGGCCCUGAAGGCCUUCCGCUUAGCUUUCCAGACAGAGGAGAACACCAGGGACCCUGGAUUGGUGUGA